This is a messenger RNA of Cladophialophora carrionii CBS 160.54, 1644 nucleotides long. Its product is annotated as threonine synthase. The transcript has a single exon. NCBI's taxonomy places the organism in Eukaryota, Fungi, Ascomycota, Eurotiomycetes, Chaetothyriales, Herpotrichiellaceae. The record is from RefSeq and is a predicted model, not a curated record. Bases 1 to 1644 code for a protein of 547 amino acids. Gene Ontology annotation, molecular function: pyridoxal phosphate binding; threonine synthase activity. Gene Ontology annotation, biological process: L-threonine biosynthetic process.
AUGGUGGUCAACAACUCAAAGUACUCCAGUACGCGGUACCAGGAUCAGUCGUCACGAGAGUUCUUCAGCUUCGAGGAGGUGGUGUUGAAGGGCUUGGCCUCUGACGGAGGUCUAUUCCAUCCUCAUGCAGUGCCCAACGUCAGGUCGCAGUACUUGGAAUGGAAGGACCUUUCGUUCGCAGAUCUGGCCCACCGGGUCAUGAGGCUGUACAUCGAUGAAAGUGAGAUCUCCGACCCGGAGCUCAAGUCGAUAGUCGACCGCAGUUACUCGACGUUCAGACACCCCGACACAGUGCCGGUGGUGACGUUGGACGAGAGUAAAAAUCUGCACUUGUUGGAACUCUUUCAUGGGCCUACAUUCGCCUUCAAGGAUGUCGCGCUUCAAUUUCUCGGCAACCUGUUCGAGUUCUUCUUGGUGCGCAAGAACAAGCAUCUCGAGGCAGGGCACUCGCGACAUCACCUUACCGUGAUCGGCGCUACUUCCGGGGACACUGGCUCAGCGGCCAUCUACGGCCUUCGCGGGAAGAAGGAUGUCAGUAUCUUCAUCAUGUUCCCAGACGGCAAAGUCUCGCCGGUGCAGGAAGCUCAGAUGACCACCGUGUUGGAUCCCAACGUCCACUGUUUGAGCGUGCAGGGGACAUUCGACGACUGCCAGGACUACGUCAAAGCCUUGUUUGCCGACCCGGAGAUGAACAAGAUCCACCACCUGGCUGCCGUGAACUCGAUCAAUUGGGCACGGAUAUUGGCGCAGAUCACAUAUUACUUCUACGCGUACUUCCAACUCCUGAAGAGGCGUCCUGAGCUGAAGCAAGCCAAGUUUGUGGUGCCCACGGGCAACUUUGGUGAUAUCCUAGCUGGAUUCUAUGCCACGAGGAUGGGCCUCCCUGUCGCGAAGCUGGUCAUCGCGACCAACGAAAACGACAUCCUCCAUCGAUUCUGGCAGACGGGGUCGUACUCGAAGAAGCAAAAGCCCGCAACCGAGCCGCACGAGGGGAUCGAGGAAGACGGGGCGCAGGCGCAUGAAGAUGGAGUCAAGGAGACAUACAGUCCUGCUAUGGAUAUUUUGGUGUCGUCGAAUUUUGAAAGACUGCUCUGGCAUUUGACGCUGGAACAUGAGAUCGACCUCCACCCACACGUCAAGGUUGAGUCUUCGGUGAGGACUGCUGGAGGCAAGAUCAACCAAUGGUUCCAAGACCUGAAGCGGACUGGUUCCUUUACUGUGGAUGGGGAGAUCUUGGACAAGGCUCGAGAGAUCUUCGGUAGUUAUAGGGUCAGCAACGCCGAGACCCUGGAUGCUAUACGAGACUGCUACAGAGGCGAGGCGAUCUCGCUGAAAGGAUAUGUGCUGGAUCCUCACUCGGCGAUUGGCGUGGCGGCAAGCCUGCGAGAAAUCUCCCAAGCCGGCUCCUCAACAGACGUGCCAGUCGUGUCGCUCGCCACAGCCCAUCCAGCCAAGUUUGCUGGUGCCGUGGAAUUGGCUCUGCGGGAAGAAGCAAGCUUCGAUUUCAACCGGGUCUUGCCACAGGAGUUUGUGGGCCUAGACAGCAAGGAACGAAGGGUGUUGAAGGUAUCGGCCACAGAGGGAUUGCCUGGCAUCCGCGAGAUCAUUACUCGUGAGGUAGAAAAGGAAAAGGGAGCGGAAUGA